This is a messenger RNA of Sinocyclocheilus grahami, 1076 nucleotides long. RefSeq names its product transcriptional adapter 2-beta-like. Bases 1 to 975 code for a protein of 324 amino acids. Gene Ontology annotation, molecular function: zinc ion binding; chromatin binding; transcription coactivator activity. NCBI's taxonomy places the organism in Eukaryota, Metazoa, Chordata, Actinopteri, Cypriniformes, Cyprinidae. Gene Ontology annotation, biological process: chromatin remodeling; regulation of transcription by RNA polymerase II. Gene Ontology annotation, cellular component: SAGA-type complex; nucleus. The record is from RefSeq and is a predicted model, not a curated record. The transcript is spliced from 2 exons.
AUGGCCGACCUAGGGAAGAAAUACUGCGUGAACUGCCUGGCAGAUGUUACGAAUUUGCGGAUUCGCUGUGCCGAAUGCCAAGAUAUUGAACUUUGUCCGGAGUGCUUCUCCGCGGGUGCCGAAAUCGGCAACCACAGACGAUGGCAUGGCUAUCAGCAAGUUGACGGCGGGCGCUUCUCGCUCUGGGGUCCCGAGGCAGAGGGAGGAUGGACUAGCAGGGAAGAGCAGUCGCUGCUCGAUGCCAUCGAGCAAUAUGGAUUUGGUGGGGUUGGGGGCAUAGGUGGAGCUGUAGGACUGGGAGGUGGUACCUCCAUUAUUCCGACAGGGUCGCUGGGCUCCUCUGUAGCAGCAACACCGAAACGCAAAAUCACCAAGGAAGAGAAAGAGCAACGGACGAAACUACGGACACUCUGCCAGUUCAUGCCACAACGAGAGUUUGAAGAAUUCUUUGAUAACAUGCACAAAGAGCGCAUGCUGCGGGUGAAAGUUCGGGAGCUUCAGCGUUAUCGGCGGAAUGGCAUCACGAGACUCGACGAGUCGGCCGAGUACGAGGCGGCACGCCACAAACGGGAAAAACGGAAAGAAAAUAAAAGUAUUGCUGGGUCAAAGAGAGGUAGCAGUGGUGGAGGAGGAGCAGCCGGGUUUGGAGGAGGAGUUGGAGCAGGAGGUGGGCUUGGCGGAGGUGGAGGAGUCAGUGCCAUCAAAGAGGAGGGGAAGGACAGUGAGUUCUCAGCCAUCGAGAACCUGUCUGGCUUUGAGCUGCUGUCCGAUCGGGAGAAGGUACUGUGCAACUCUAUGAACCUAAGUCCCACACGCUAUCUGACUGUCAAGACUAUCAUCAUCAAAGAUCACUUACAGAAAAGGCAGGGCAUUCCCUCGAAAAGCCGCCUACCUAGCUACCUGGACAAGGUGCUGAAAAAACGGAUUCUGAACUUCCUGUCGGAGAGCGGCUGGAUAUCCCGAGAAGCCUCCUAACCACAGUGUCCAAAGAUUUGGCUGCAAAGAAUAAUGACUGUAAAUAUAUUUUUCUACUGUUUUGUAUUGCAUCUCAGAAAAGCCUGUGAAAACAAAAUGAC